Myotis davidii is the source of this 1677-nucleotide messenger RNA. RefSeq names its product mast cell immunoglobulin-like receptor 1 (gene MILR1). The record is from RefSeq and is a predicted model, not a curated record. NCBI's taxonomy places the organism in Eukaryota, Metazoa, Chordata, Mammalia, Chiroptera, Vespertilionidae. Gene Ontology annotation, molecular function: transmembrane signaling receptor activity. The coding region runs from base 85 to 1086 and encodes 333 amino acids. The transcript has 9 exons. Gene Ontology annotation, biological process: cell surface receptor signaling pathway.
UUGGGAGAAUUCGGAGCCAUAUGAACAGACUAGGGCAUUUUUCUUCUGUCACAUCUAAGGCCUGCAUCUCAAAACCAAACGGUGAUGUGGAAAAAGAGUAUUUUUGUGUUUCUUUUCUCUCUUUUGACUCUAAAAGCAGAACUGGAUUGCGAGACAAUGAAAAAAACAAACAAAUUCAUUUCUCCUCAUUUGCUAUCAAAAACGAAUAUAGUCAGGAAGGGUCAAAAUGUAUCUCUAAGUUGUUCCCACCAGAACAAAUCACUACAAAUCACCUAUUCUUUGUUUCGGGAUAAGGAUCACAUGGGAACCCAGGAUAGCAAAGGAAAACCUGUGAUUUUUAACCUAAGCAUCUCAGAAGCCCGUGAUUCGGGGCCCUACCAAUGCAAAGCCAAAGUUUCCAACUGUCCAACAUACAGUCGCAAGUUCAACUUCACAAUUAUGGACCCAGUGACCACUCCAGUGCUGAAAAUUAUUCAAAAACAGACAAACCUUUAUAUAACACUACACUGCAUCUCCUUCAACGGUUCUCUGCCCAUCAAUUAUACUUUCUUUGAAAAAGGCAUCGCCUUAUCACCAGUUAUUUCCAAGCAUGUAAGGGAGCCUGCUGAAUUUAAUUUAACCAAGAGCAAGACUGGAGAAGGAAAAGAGUAUCGUUGUGAAGCUAAAAACAGCCUGCCUGACAACGCAAGAUACAGUGAUCCUGCCACCAUCCCUUCAACAAGUGGAGACAGCUGUCCACUCUGCCUGCCGCUACUGCUUCCGCUGUUAUUACUGAUGCCAAUCAUAAUCCUACUUCUGGCGUUUUGGAUACGACAGAAAUACAAAGCCAGAAAAGCUAUGAGAGAUAAGGCACCCAGAGACUAUGGAAAUACACCCAUAGAAGUUGGAAUAUAUGCAAAUGUCCAUGAAAAUCAAGCAGAGGAGUCUGUGCCAGGCUUGGAACCAAGACAGUGUGUGUCCACAGCCCAAGAUGAAACUGAACAUUCUCAUGAGAUGCAUUAUGCCACCCCCAUGUUCCUGGAGGUGAUACCAGAAGCCCAUAAUGAUAAUAAAACUGGAUGUGUCUAUGCUGAACUCAGCUUAUGAAAUUUAAAGAUACAAACUACAUCUCAGGUUCUGGAGGCCAGAAAUCCAAAAUCAAGGUGUCAGCAGGCCCACACUCCCUCCAAAGGCUGUAUGGGAGAAUCCUUGCCUACCUCUUCAUAUCUGGUGGUUCCUGGUGGUUCUUGGUUCGUGGCAGCAUCACUCCAAUCUCUGCCUCUGUCUUCACGUGGCCUCUGCGAUUCUCUUAUAGAAAAACUGGUCACAAGAUUUAGGAACCAUCUGGAUAAUCCAGAAUGACCUCAUCUUAAAAUCCUUAACCUAAUUUCAUCUGCAAACACUUUUUCCAAAUAAGGUGACAUUCACAGGUUCCAGGAGUUAGGACUUGGACAUGUUUUUGGGGAGUCACUAUUCAGCCCACUAUAGGGGACAAAUGAGAGAGAAAUAACACCUAUGUCAUGGAGCUUCUGUGAGAGUCAAUUCAGGCUUCUUCACGUCUUAACCUGAGCUCCUUCCUGAAGCAGAGCUGAGACAAGGCUUGGGUGCAAGUUGUUUAUAUGGGAGGUGAUCCCCGGGAGCAGGAGAGUUCAGGGAGAGAGAAACAGGGAAGGAAAAGAAGGCAACAAAAAGGGUAGG